CUGGUACAUCGUCAAGAGUUCAAAAAUUUAAAAAAAAAACCUGAAUCAUGUUUCUUAAAAUUGCAAUAAUCGCAUUCGCUGUAUUGAAUACUGCAUCAGCAGGGGAUGACGUGUGGACCGGUUUCGUGGCUUCCUGGGCCUUGAACGCUUCCACCCAUUUCUACAAACUCCCUCAGACAUUGGAAUCAGCUCAAAGCCAAGGAUGGACCAACAUCUCGGAUGUCGAACAACCAGAUGGAGUUACAACCCUCGGCUACGAAAAUGACUUUAAAUUCGCGAUCCUCUAUUCGAUCGAAAACGGUUCAGCAAUCGGAGUUCAAGUUGCUAUUCCGGCAGCGGACGUUGAUAGUUCAGGUCAACCAAUGGAAUAUGCCAACAUCUCAACCAUAACGACGAAGGUGCUAGAGGGGAUCAAAUGUUACACGGCAACUGCGUAUUUCCACAUCGAUGAGAUCUCCGGUGCUCGCGAACUUUGGUUCCGCGAAAAUGACGGAAUGCUCAAAAUGCCGACAAACACUUCUCUGAUCACUUCAGAAACCGGCUACUAUAACGGACAUUGCGUAUCAACCAUGGGAAAUCACUACUGCCCCAUGACUACGACGUCCAAAUGCUCUGACUUGAACCCGUGGUUCAUUCUAAACGUGGGAGAGAACGUAAUCGGCUUCGGCUUUCAGGGUUUCGGAAGCAUAACUUCUUCGCCGACACGAACUUGGUUUGAAACUCUUUCAAGUGCGGAUAUAAUGCUGGCUGUCGCUGAUCCACCUGCCUGUGCGAUCGAUGCAAUAGAUGCCUACGGAAUAAUUUCUCUGCAUGUAUGGUUGGUCGAUAACCCCAAAAACAUUACAUGCAGCUAA
Messenger RNA from Diprion similis, 854 nucleotides. RefSeq lists its product as uncharacterized. Bases 48 to 854 code for a protein of 268 amino acids. The record is from RefSeq and is a predicted model, not a curated record. NCBI's taxonomy places the organism in Eukaryota, Metazoa, Arthropoda, Insecta, Hymenoptera, Diprionidae. The transcript is spliced from 7 exons.